This is a messenger RNA of Dermatophagoides pteronyssinus (European house dust mite), 1542 nucleotides long. Its product is annotated as metalloendopeptidase OMA1, mitochondrial-like. NCBI's taxonomy places the organism in Eukaryota, Metazoa, Arthropoda, Arachnida, Sarcoptiformes, Pyroglyphidae. Gene Ontology annotation, molecular function: metalloendopeptidase activity. Gene Ontology annotation, biological process: mitochondrial protein processing; protein quality control for misfolded or incompletely synthesized proteins. Gene Ontology annotation, cellular component: mitochondrial inner membrane. The record is from RefSeq and is a predicted model, not a curated record.
AAUUUCCAGAAACUUGGAUAUAUCGAGAAGGUGAUCAUCGAGAAUUUUGACAAAUAUUCGAGGUUAUUCUCGAUGUUUCUAGAAAAUUCUGUGAUAAAUUUUUACCAUUCAAUUCGGUUAAUAAUAAUAAUUUUAUCGGAUGUUGACAAGCCGGAUAUUAUGUUGUUCGAGAUUAUUUCAAUCUAAUGUAUUGAUUUUUUGUGCUCGACAACAAUCCACAUCAUCAUCAUCAUUAUUAUGGAAACGAAUUUCUAAAAAUAAUCAUUUUAAAAUCGAAAAAAAUCAAUUGAUUUUGUCCCGAAAUAAAUCAUUGAAUUUAUUGCCAAAAUGUUCGAUACAUAUGUCACCAAAACGAUACAAUCCGAUCAUAUCGGUGAUCGUACGACAAGUGUUAAAAGUUGCCACCAUGUUUACAGCCAGAGCAAUACGAAAAUGGUAUCAAUCAUUACCGAAUGAAAAAAGAAAAAUUGUAUUCGCUUGGUUGGCCAAACAUAAAUUAAAAUUCCUAUCAUUAUUCAUGUUAUUAUCGAUAUCAUUAUUUUAUUAUUAUGAAUCACAUAUACAGGAAACACCUAUUACACGACGACGACGUUUUAUUGCUUUUACACCUGAACAAUUUCGUUUAUUGAAUCGUAUCGAAUUGGAAACAAAACUGGAACAAUUUUCCAAUCAUCUUUUACCGGGUAAUCAUCCAACAACAAUACGUGUUGCAAAAGUUGCCAAACAACUAAUCAAAGCUAAUCGUGAUAUUGAACAAAUUGAUGAACAUGAAUGGACUGUAUCGGUUAUUGAUGAUCCAAAAAUAAUGAAUGCAUUUGUAUUACCAUCGGGUAAUAUAUUUGUUUUUACCGGUCUGUUAUCAUUCUGUGAUAAUGAUCAUCAAUUAGGAAUUAUUUUAUCACAUGAAAUAUCACAUGCAAUAUUAGCACAUGGAAUUGAAUUGGCUAGCCAUGCACAUAUUGUUGAUCUAUUAUUCAUUGGUUUAUUAGGAUUUGUUUGGAUGUUUUUUCCAACCGAUACUAUAGCUGCAAUUGGUUCAUUCAUAUCGAAAUUAGUAAUGAAAAUAAUGAUGGAAACACCUUAUAGUAAAAUGUUGGAAACAGAAGCCGAUGAAGUGGGAAUGAAUUUAGCUGCAAAAUCUUGUUUUGAUAUUCGUGAAGCAAGUGUAUUUUGGUCAAAAAUGUCCUAUAUGGAACAAUCAACAAUGAUGGAAUUAUUCGGUACAACUGAAUCACCAAUCAAUCUAGAUUUUCUUAGUACACAUCCAUCACAUAAUGAACGAUCAAAAAAUCUAGAUAGUUUAGUUGAUGAUGCUUUAAUUUGUCGUUCGAAAAGUGGUUGUCCACCAUUACCACGUUUAGAUCCACGUAUACGUAUAACGAUUAAUGAUCAGAAAAAAAUGGCCGAAACAUUUCGUAAAGAAUUACAAGGAAUAUUUCGUAUUAAAGAUUUUAAAGAAAUUUAAAUUUUAUACAUUUUUAAAAGAAUGUUUUCUUUGUUAAUUAAAUGCUCAAUUAUCUAAGGAAUUCUCCGAAUAAAAAA